UAGAGACUCAAGCCUGAAGGUCGUCUCGAUAGCGCUUCGCAUGAAGUGUUUCGAAACACUUUGUAAUGGUUAUUUGAUGAAUACGUGGGUGUCAUGAGACCAAGGGUACUAUCGGUCGGUGUCAGCACAGAAACCAGUAUAGCUGUUGAUUACGGUUGGAAAGGACUUAUUGCUCUUGGAAGUUUCACCAACAUACUUAUAGUUGACCCUUGUUUCAGUAAAUCUUUGCAGUCACUUCAGGGGCACCGCGCUAACAUAGUGAAUGUUUUGUGGGCUCCUGAAAAUUACUAUCAUGAUGAUAAAAACCCUUUUCAAUUAAAACUUGCCAGUGUUGACGCGUCUGGAGUAAUAAUUAUUUGGGAUGCUACUACGUCCUCUGCGACCUCAGAGUUUCGUGAGCCAGAUUCACUCGUUUUGGAUAUAUUAUGGCUACCAAAUCAGUGGGUUUCACGUGAUUUGUUAGCUGUUCUCCACUCUCGUGGUAGAUUCAUUAUCUGGAACACACAAACCCAAACAAGAUUGUGGAAGUACUCUUUUGGAGACGAUGUGGUUUCUUUUUCUUUGGAUAUAUUCUCUAAUUCAAAGAUGAUUUUUUGCUCAAAGGAAUAUUUCAUUGUGGAAAAUUUCAAUGUCACUUCGUGUGCCUUUGGAAAAGGCAGGAAACUAAACAUCUCUGAGGCUGGUAGUAACAAGUGUUUUGUUAAUGAAAUAAACUCACAUGGGACAACAUCAGGAGAAACGCCAGUAAAAUUAUCGUACAGUGAACAAAAGGUCAGCCCGGGGAACUCUGGAAGGGCAUGUGAUUCUUCGAGUGAUAGUGCGAGAACAACAUCUAUUAGAACAUGUUUGCAGGUUACUUACCAUCGAUAUCACAAGGACUGUGCGCUGUUUGUUUUUAGGAGGGAGAUUAUUAUUGUGAAUCUGGGAUUGAUCCGUCCACUUCAUGUCAUUUAUCUAGAUCCUUCUUGGCCUUCUUUCUCACGUGUUUAUUCUUGCACUCAACGUGAUGUCAUCAUUUGCCUACAUGAAAAUGGUAAUUUAAGCGUAUAUGCUUGUCGUGGUCUUGCUUUAGCAGCAGAUCCUUCUCUUCAUCCUUCUCAUUUACUGCGAAAACCUAGUAAAGAAUCUUCUGAUAUCCACGCUGAUAACAGCUGCACUUAUGUUCUUGUUGCAACUGCUGCUUCUUCUAGACGCCCAAAACAAGUACAUCAUGUUAAUUUUUCUGUGGACCAAAUGAAUGAGUUGAAUAUUGUCGUAGCUUCAAUUGAUGGGCGUUUCCAGUUUUGGCAACUGCGAGCUGUUCGAGACCCAACUUUUUGUGAUGAAGAGGUGAAACCAAUUUGGAGCCUUUCAGAUCUGCUACCACAUGCACCUGUUGUAGAUAAGCCUCCAAUGAAGUUGUAUCUCGAAUUAAAUGGCCUAUACUCUCCAAGUAGAUCAGAGCCAACACUGUGUCGCGUAUGUCCACCGAAUCUGAUGGGACUUUCAAUGGUAGACUCAAUUCGUGGUCCAUUAGUGUCUGUUGGGAAUAAUCGUGGUGACAUCCAGAUUUGGGAUGUAUCAUCAGCUAUAUUAUGGCGUGAAUAUCGUGUACUACCGGUACCUAUCAAAGGAAUUGAAUGGAUAGCAAUACCUCGAACAAUUUAUAAAAAUAAACAAAUCAGUGAAGAUUCUUCGAGACCAUCAUCAUGUGAAUAUUCAUUAGGUUUAAUUGUUCAUGGUUGGCAAUCCAAAGAUGGUCACCAAAGUUCUCUUACUGAAAAUUCAUCGAAUAGAACAAAUACAAUAGGAAGAAAUUUUGUUACUACACUGGACUUAUCAACAGGUUAUAUGCGUAUAUUUCGUGAUAUUUCAAAUCAAAAUAUUGACAAGACAGGUCCUCGCAUAGGAAUCAGUGUUCCCGGUAGUCAACUUUUAUCUGGAUCCAACGAUCAAGAAAAUCUUUUUGAAGGACCAAUUGACAUUCUUUGUGUUAGCCACUUAAAUCAAUACGUUGGUAUAGCAAUUCGUAAGAGUCCGGUAGAAAUAUGGAAACUAUCUACUUCUUCUUUAAUAGUUAAACUACCUUUGCUACCGGAUAUAACAGCUGUUGCUUUGGACUGGUGUCAUUCGCCAACGAAAUAUCAACGAAGUCGUAAGAUUUCAGACAAGAGUUCUAAAUCUGAGGACUAUGUUCAUUCAAAAGAAUCUGCUCGUACUCGUGAAUCAUGUAUUAUAUGCACUUCGGAUGGUAAUAUUCGCUUGAUUGCAGUGAAUAAUGAUUCAGUAGAUAGCACUUCAGUUUCAAAUACAAUUUUAAACGGUCUACCAACUGUUAGUUUAAAUCGAAUUAAUUCAGUUGCUUGGUUCUCUGAUUUGGUUGCUUUUGGCACUUUAGAUGGUUUUGUAGCUGUUCGAGAUUUACAUAGUAAAAGAACAUUGUUUAGAACAACUUGUUCAAAGUCACAAUCAAAUUAUUUUGAUCAAGCCCUUGGUACCUUUAAUGAACAAUAUUUCGACCCAGAUAUAAUGUUGGAAACAAAUACUCCUGUUGUACAUCCUUCAUUGAAUAUUCGACGUUUAUGUUUUACACCGGGUUUAUCGACUUUUACUCGACUUCUUAGUUUGCAGUUUGAUUCCGUAUGUGUUUGGGAACCAAGACAGAUGCUCCUUUUAUGUAUGAUUGAAUUCGGUGUAUCAGUUCAUCAUUCCUUAAUUUGUGCUGAUUGGGUUUCUGUUGUUACUAAAUUAUCAGAUAGAGCUUUGUGUAUUCUUUUGGGUGGAGAUGGUGCUUUACGACUUGUACAAGCUGGUCAAGCUAAUUAUGAAAUGACAGUUGUUAAUUAUUCCAAUCAGUCAGUAAACCUUGGGAAUACAAUUACUCGUGGAACUACUUUACAAGAUCCGAUUUCAAAAUUUUACAUUCAAAGUCCAUUGCCAGAUAGACCUGACAUUCAAGAUCCUGUUUUAGUCCCGUCGUUACUUCCAUCCAUCACUGCCCUAAAUAUUCGACAUCUCUUACAACAUCAACCGUGGUGUAAAAAGUCUCAAAAUAUCCCUUCGAUUAAAAAUGAGAAUUUAUUGAUUGAUAUAGCUUCUAGUUCUCAAGCGUUAACAUGCGAUCAGACUACCAUAGCUAAUACUGAAUCAGACCAAAGCUCUUAUUCUAGUAGUGACUGUUCUCUGCUUGCUCCUGGUUUUGCAAAGAUUCAGAAUUCUGUAAAUAUAUUCCUAUAUGGCCUCAAAACAAGACAUGAAUUAUCUACCAGUUUUAUGAACCUGUCGAAUACUACCAUUAUUGAACGUUGUUUAUGGACUGCUCAAUUAUUUGGCGAUGUAUAUGAAGUAAAAUUUUGGCGAUUGGUUGCAAAUCGUUUACUAUACAAAAAAGCUUUACAUCACAAUCCACAACAAUUAAAUAGCCAGUUAUGGUCUCGGUAUUUUUUAGAUUUAUCUUGGGAUUUUUUAGCUGACUGUGAUUUAUAUCGUCAGAAUGUUGAAAAAUUUAUAUCAUAUAUGGAAAAGUCGCAUAAUUCACCUACUGAAAUUAUGGAUUGUGUUAAUACACUGAUUAUGGUCGGUCAACAGGAUCGUGCAGUUUCUUUACUACUGGAAACACCUGCAGAUUCAAGUAAUUAUUCUAUAAAUAUGUAUCGUGCUUGUUUGUUUACGGCAAAUAUUGCUAGAAAAUCUCUUCUGUCCGAGUCUAGCGUAAAUCAACCAGCAGAAGAUAAUUAUUUAAGUGUAAUAAAAUUAGUUGCUACAAAUUUACUUUCUAAUGGAAAAAUUAAUGAUGGUAUUGGUUUAUUGUGUCUUAUUGGCUUACAAGUUGAUGCAUGCCGUUACUUAGAAUCGUUCGAUCGAUGGGAUCGUUCUGUAUGGUUAGCUAAGUGUACAUUAUCAAUUGAAGAACAUGAUAAAGUAAUGAGACGUUGGGCGUCCUAUUUAGCUUCAUCUCAGGUUAAUCGAAAAUUAUUGCAAAAGAAAACAAACAAAUUACUGUCACUUCAUAUGUAUGUUUAAUUGUUAUUUACGUGUCGUAAAUAGUGUUUUUAUCUGCUAGUAAAUCAUUAAUAAAACUUGAUUGACAGUUAUUAUUCACGAAUUAUUUCGUCAUCAAUGCAUUCGCUCAUCACCUUCAUGAUUCUUAAUUGGUUGAUUUUUCAUGCAAUAGUUUACUGCUUAUUCAUCAGUUGAAGGAUGACUGAAUGUCAAGAGAUAGUUCUUGCUUUUAUCUAUUAAGAAUCACAUUUUUAAAAUCUAAUCUUGAGUCUAUAUCUUUCGAAUUCUUUUGUGUACUUUACAACCAUAAUCUUUUCUGUAAGUAGAGUCUCCUUCUAAAUUUGUAACUGUAACUAAUGAUUUGAAAAAAUUACGAUGAUUAUUACAAGCACUUCUUUUAGAUUUUCAACUUCAAUAUUUCAAGUGAUCAACAUCAGUUCAACACUUAAAUGUUUUUACCUUGAACCUAUUGCAUCUUCGCCUGUGUAACACGAAUAUAAAUACAAUCUCCUACUCAAUAUUAAUAAUCAUUGCAAUCAUAAGUUAUACUACAUUUUUCUUACUAUCACGCUCCAAUCUUAUUGCACUGUUACAAAUCACUGUGAUUUAGGUCAGUUUAUGUCUAUUAGCUAUCUGUAAUCUAUAGUCCAUUGAACAAAAUUGUUAUGAUUAUAAUAAUUACCUUUCUAUAACUUACUGUUUAUAUUUUCAAUGUUUAUAGUAACAAUAAUAUGACUAUUUUGUUUUCUCUUUCUUUCCUCUUUUUUUAAAAACAAACAUCUUAAAGGAUUUAGCUAUACUCAUUUAUGUUUAUUUAGAAGAUCAUUCUAAUGUCUUAAAGUUACUUUUUAAUCUUAAACAAUAUCAGUUAGCAGCUAGAUACCUGGAAGCAUGCCGUGAAUUAAGCCUAUUGGAUACAACUAAAGAAACAGAAUCAUUUUACGAGUCAAUAUUUUUGGAAUUCGGUUCAUUUCUAAUAAAACUUGGUCAUCAUGAAGCUGCUAUGUAUUAUUGUAAUUUAGCUGGAAAAAUGGCUGAUUCAUUAAAAGAAGAAAUAGAUUUUCUUUUGUCGUAGAAUAAACUUUAAACUGACAAUAACAUUCAUCAUCAUUUUUGAACUUCAUGAUGGUGAUGAUAAGAAACCAAACAAUUUUUGCCAUUUCCUUAAUCUCAUAUUUUCUUUUCUGUUCAUUCCUCAUUUAUUUUAACCAAAAAUACGAGUGGAUAUUGUUGACUGUGAUAGAUAGAACAAUAUAUAUAAUAAAUUAUUUGACUUGACUAAUAUUAUAUUCCGUUUUGCACCUUUUUUUGUAUUUUUUUUUACUUGCCAGUAUAUAUGUAUGUGUGUGCGGAUAAAACUAUUUUUCACUUUUUUUGUAUUUCUGCUUUUUUUUUCAAAAAGUGUAUUCUCAACUUUCCUGCCAACAUUUCAAUUUUGUUGUUUUGAAUUUUGUUUGUAUCGUCGUUUUUCUUCUGUUUUCUAUUUGUUUAUAUAUUUUAAAAGAGAAAGAGGAAAUAAUCAUUUCUACGUGUGAUUUUCGUUAGUAUUCUUUAUUCGACUUUUUGUAUUCAAUUUAUCGAUAUAACUGUUAUCGUAUGAAGUGUGACGUCGAACACCACAAGUUAUUUGAAGUUAAACACGUAGACCGUCGGUUGUUGUCUCAGUAGUUUAAAGAUUAAGCACUCCCUGCCAGUUUUGAUGAUUGUAGUUUCGAUCCUCUAAGGAGUUUUUAGAUGCGCACUAUUUUUGAGGAGUCUCAUAUUGUACAAAUCAGUUGUCCACUACUUCCUAGUUCUGUGUUCUUGUCUUACUUAAGCCGGUUCUUAUUUCCAAUAAACUUUUGGAUUAGUUUUUUUUCUC
This is a messenger RNA of Schistosoma bovis, 5842 nucleotides long. The record is from the annotation of a GenBank genome assembly. NCBI's taxonomy places the organism in Eukaryota, Metazoa, Platyhelminthes, Trematoda, Strigeidida, Schistosomatidae.